Daphnia pulicaria is the source of this 6665-nucleotide messenger RNA. RefSeq names its product PHD finger protein rhinoceros-like. The transcript has 11 exons. Gene Ontology annotation, biological process: chromatin remodeling. Gene Ontology annotation, cellular component: CERF complex. Lineage: Eukaryota; Metazoa; Arthropoda; Branchiopoda; Diplostraca; Daphniidae. Bases 356 to 6163 code for a protein of 1935 amino acids. The record is from RefSeq and is a predicted model, not a curated record. Gene Ontology annotation, molecular function: protein binding.
GGCGCUGGACGAGGAGACCAAUUUUGUGUUUUCCCGCAACACAAUCGUUGCUCUGUAAACAGAAUAUUCAGCGAAAUUAAACUGAGCUUUGUUGUUUUUUUAAAUUACUACUGGACUAUCCCAAGCCAGCAAAAAGGAUAAGAAAUGUUUUUCAUCUAAUCUGCAUACCUCUUUUUCUGUGGGCAGUGUCAAACAUAAUUAGCCCAUACACCUGACGCGCGAUUCCAACUCGUUAGUUGAGUUUAUUAGUGAACCUAGCUAAAUUCAAUAUCAAACCAAUCUCAAACUUUUUCUUAUGUCAAGUAUUGACCAGUGACUUCUUUGCUCAGCAAGUGUUUGCUGCACAAGUGUCAAAAUGGAAGAUAUUCAAUCAUGGUACGAGGUACCAAGUAUUGCUCAUUUCUGUUCACUGUUUAGAGCUGCAUUCAGUCUUGUGGACUUUGAUAUUGAGGAGCUUGAGGAAGCACUUUUAACUGAUGGAGCUGAAGAUAUGGGAAGCAGCCUUAUUCAAGAUUUGAUUGUGAGAUUGUUGAAUGGCUGCAUGGGCACUGGUGAUGUGACAUCCUCAAAUUAUCAAAUGUUCCUUCGACGCCUCUUCAGGCAAAAGUUCCAAGACGGGAAAAAGAAUCCCUUUAAUUCCGACGUUGACUUUCGUUUUCUUCCCUUGAGGACUAAAGUGGAAAUUUUGCACUUUCUGUGUGAUUGUCGGUUAGAAGCUGAUGAUGUGAUGGAAGUGUUGAAGAAUUUGGAAGCUGAUAGUUUAAGAGUAGAACCACUAGGUUACGAUGACAACAAGGCAGCAUAUUGGUAUUUUUACGGAACACGUCUGUACAAGGAAGAAAACGCGCUCAUAAACGAAGAAGAAGAAGUAGAGAAAUCGAAAAAGAAGGGCAAGAAGAAGCCAAGUAAAGAAACCACGCACACCCGCGGACCAUGGACUGUUGCAUGUUUUACGGAAGAUGAUUGGAGCGAAUUAUGUGAUUCCUUAUCAAUUGCAACUUCAAAAAACGAAAAGAUUUUGUAUAGGACACUAAAGGAGGAUUUUUUACCGGAAAUUCCCAAUCUCUUUGCCGAAAAGGAACGUCAACAAAGAAAACGAAUGUCUGAUGCCGCUCCACGUCGGGCAUCUACACGAAUCGAGAAGCUAAAACAGCAACGCGAAGAACAAGAUCGAAUUGUUGCGGUAGCUAUUCAAGCUGAAUUGCUUCAUACCGAGACGAACGCCGAUGAUGGCCAUGAAAACAAGAAUACUAUUCUGACCCCACCCGAGGCAGCCCCAGUGAAGUCGAAAUCCAAGAAAAUCGAUGAAGAUGAAUGGUUGAUGUUAAGAAAUAAAGCAGAUCGAGCUACACGUGCCCUACUCCGCGAAAUUUCUCGUGAUAAUGUGGAUCUCUUCAGCAGCUUUGAAUCGACAAGGAGUGUUCCCACACGUGCCAGCAGCGUAGAUUCAUCUGUUUUAGAAAAAGGUACAGAGAAAAACGAUAAGGGAGAUCUGACUCCGGAAAAACCUGUGAAAAAAGAGAUUUCUUUAUCGGAAAAAUCCCACAACCCAGAAAAAACAGAAAGAUCCGUCUCAAAUAAACAGCUUAAAACGCCGAAGCAAGAACCUGAAAACAAACCAACGAAGAAAUCGGAACGUCCCGAAAAGAACAACGUGGAAAAAUCCGAUGUUAAGUCAAGCAGAAACGCAUCCAGUGGUGCGGAUACCAACAACGCGACAGCAACUAAAUCCUGUAAUAAAAAGGGAAGACAGACCAACAAUUCGCUGUCGUCUGUCAUCGACACCACCAUGAACCACAUUGAAAACGGAGUGGUUAAAUACCGAAGGGUCACCGCACCGUUGAGUGCUAAUACUGACGAAGCUAAAAUUGGAAUGUACAAGAUUUUAGAGCAGAUAAAAAAUCACCCAGAUGCUUGGCCGUUUCUUGAUCCAGUAGAUGAGGACUUUGCACCCGAUUAUUAUACUAAAAUCAGCCAGCCAAUGGACUUGGAGAAAAUGGAGCAAAGGGUGUCUACCAAGUACUAUCAAUCCGUUAACGAGUUUAUGUCCGAUUUCGAUUUGAUCGUCGACAACUGCAAAAAGUACAAUGGACCUGAAAGUGAAUAUUCCUUUAUGGUCGACAGUUUGGCCGAUGAAUUUCGGAUGUUGUCGUCGAGAUAUCUCAAUUCGGUUUACGAACCGGAGCCGAUGCUAAGUGGUUCAGAAUCGGAUUGUAGCACCGCUUCUGAUGAGUCCGAUCACCAGAAACGCAAAUCUGGAGUGCCAGAUGCCAAGAAGAGAGGAGGGUUGAUGAAGCUGGCUCAAGCCUUUUCUGGAUCAGGAAAUCGAUCUAAUCCCAAAUCGACAACAGCAGCAGCAGCCAGUAAAGUCAAGCUGAAAACUGAGGAUGUCUGGGACACUCCAUCACCCGAUUCAUCCGAGGCUGAGUUAAAGAUGCGAAAAGCAAACAAAUCUAAAGAAAAGGUUGACAAAAAGAAAGGUAAAACAAAGAAACCUCCUGUUGCUGGGGGUCGAAAUCUCGAUGCACUUAACGCACUGGCAGCUGCAACGGAACAAACACUUAAGGAUAUGAAAAAGUGGCUCGACGAUACUCCAAAAUUCCCAGAAUACUCUUCUGGUAACAGCUCAUCGGGUGAAAAAGUGACUCCAGAAGAGUUUGAGACGCUUUCCGAGAGUGUGGAGGAAGAAUACCGGAAACAAGGAAAAGGCAAGACGGAAUCUUCAUCCCCUUUGAAACCUCCCAAAAAGAACAAGUCUGUUCAGCACAAAAAGAAGGGUUUACUCAUUCUUGCAAGUAAAGGUCGAUUGCCAGCCGAGAGCAAAGAGGAACGCGACAUGCUAAUGAAACGCAAAAAGAAGAAGUUGAAAAAAGACAAAUUAAUGGACAGCCUUUUCGAAUCUCCGUGUGAUAAAGCGGGCAAGGAAUCACCCCCAACACCACCUCCACUUCCACCGGGGGACAAUGGGAAAACCGUCACCACUGCGACAAAGGAGAAGGACAAACCUGUUCGCAAGCCGUUCGAUCGUCUUCAACCUGGCGGCAAAUCCAAAGUUUCGAAAGUAAGCCGCCCGGAUGAAUCCAAAUUAAGUUCUGUGAUAGCCAAAAUUAAAGAAAGCAGAAGCAGUGCUCUCCAAAAGCAAACUGAAACUAUCCAGAAAGCUCAGUUGAGUUUGGGAACGGUUUUGUUGAGUGAAAUAGGCUCGAAUCGAACUCUAGAAGAAAAAGAUCCAGUGGAAGUUGAAGAAACCGCCAAACAAGCCGAGCAGGAGAAACCGGUGGAGGAGCCUGCAGAAGUUGCCGAACCCAAAGUUGUCGAACCUGUAGUGGAAGUGAAACAUAGUGCCACUCCGAAUUUAUCGGCUUGGUUCAAAGCUUUCGGAGCCCCCAAAAAUCCUAUCAAGCGACAAAUGUCAGAAACUCAAGAAACUAGAACUCAGGCUCCACCUGUCAAAAAAGGAAUAGGACAACAUCAGGAAGGCAAUAAAGACUUACCCUGGUACGCGAGAUUGGAGAAAAAAGAUCCGCCGAGUGGGCGAUUGGAGGCGGUUUCCACUGUCAAGGAAGUGAUGAAUGAGGACAGUGCAGCCGAAGAGAGCCGACACUUGAUGGAUCCUUCAAGCCCGGUUGACAGUUUAGGCAGUCUCAACUCACCAGCAUCGGCUGAAAGCAUUAAAUCGCCUUCAACACCAGGAGGUGGUUGGGGUGGGCCCAACAGUCGCUACUCGGCUGCUGAUAACCCCGCAAUUCGAUCUCCACUAACACCCGAAACUCAAUCGUUCAGCCCUUCGGUGCCUCUGCAUCCCAUUAAAGUGGGUUUCUAUCAAGAUAUGCAAGCUCUGAAAGGAGCCUCGCCCAGCCACGUCAAAAGUCCCAGCUGUCACAGUAACAGUAGUGGAACAGGACCCAAUUCUCCUAAUGAUCAUGCCCUGCAUAGUGAACCGACUAGACCACCCGUGAUGGAACCGCAUCAUCAACAGCCACAACAACAACAGCCGCCGCCGCAACAGCAACAACAACAGCAGCAGCAGCAGCAGACCAUUCAACCACAGCCAGCCCCAACGCAACCAGCUUUCCAAUCAGAAACUAGUCAUAGGUUAGUUGUUGAACCGGAAAAACAAACGGAAUCGUAUCCAUUGAAGAAGAGAUCUACUCCCGCUCUGUCACACGUGUCGCCCAGCCCAAUUGUUACUCCUACACCGAUUCACGCCAAUCGUCAGCCUGGCCCCCAGGUGCACGACCCUCGCAUGAUGAACCAACCACAGGCCAAUUUUAGUAAUUUUAGCCCUGCUGAUUAUUCGAGUGUACGUUCAGGGCAUCCGGUCCAUCACGCACCACCGCAGCAACAACAACCUCAGCCACCACCGCAACAAGUACAGCACCAACAGCAGCAACAACAAGAAACACAACCUAAUCUCGGUCAAUACAACCAGUAUUCACAUUAUGGUCCAAAUGUGGUCAAUCCUUUACCGGGCAAUCUGGCAAGUUUGUCGCAGAUUGUGGCUCGCAUUCCAGCUGGUACAGUAGCUCCACAUCCGCCCAAUUCUGAGGUUACGCAACCACAGGUUAGCCAGACCCAGCACCACCACCAACAGCAGCAGCAGCAGCAACAACAACAGCAACAACAACAACAGCAGCAUCAACAUCAUCAACACCAGUCAAAACGAAGUCAUGUCCAGCAACAACAACAGCAGCAACAGCAACAACAACAGUCAUUCCCAAAUCCCAUGACGACCAAUAUGGGAUAUUCUUAUCCAUCCCAAUCUGUAUCAGCUGCGUCAUCAACUGAACGAACGGGCAGUCUAGUUUCGUCCAGUCCUGCUUUCGCUGGAUCACAAAUGACGCAAAGUGCGGCCACUUCUGUUUCAUCCAGCCGAUCUUCCGGUGGCAACUUGCAGGACCCUCCGUCUCACAUGAUGACCUACAACAAUGCAGCCGCCGCUGCCGCUGCUGCUGCCGCUGCUUACUCAAACCAGUCGGGUGUAUUUUACGCCCAGGCUAAUCCGGCAUACCGAAGCCAACCGCAGCCUACCCAGCAGCCGCAACAACAGCAUCACCCGCCACAACCUCAGUCUCAGCAACAACAUCAACAGCAGCAGCAGCAGCAACAACAACAGCAGCAACAGCAACAACAACAAGCUUCGCAUCAACAAGCCCCUCAGCAGCCACAAACUCGACCUAGUCAAGUGUUUCAUCACGCAGCAGGGCUGAACAAUUUUGAGCCAGGUAAUCACAAUUUCAUGUGGAAUACCCGGCCGGAACAGGUUCCAGCCAAUACUCCGGCUGUGACUACCUCCAACACUAACUACGGGCGAGCCGCAUCUGGAAGUAAUCCGUUUCCAUCCAGUUUGGGCUAUGAUCCACACCACCACCAUCAUCACAUGGGUGGCAGUUUACUGUUUAGCGGGCUGGAUCCAUUGGCUGGGAAUCCGAGUAUGUUUGGCCGGAAUCCCUUGUCGCGUCCUACUCCUCCGUGGGCUCCGAAUUUGUCGCUGGAAAAUAGUCUACCCUCGGCUCCAGCGCCGAGUCGACCGCAGCAGCAGCAGCAACAACCCAAUGCAAGUGUACCGCAGUCACGCAAUUCUCAAUCGAGAGAAAAAUCUCGAUCGGCGGCUGCGGCGGCGGUCGAAACCGCUCCGGCCCCCGCUCCCGGCAGCGCGUUUAAUUACAACGUUCAAGGACUAGCCCCGUCGACGGUGGCUGGUGCAGCUGGUACUAACGUUGCGGCAAAUGACGCCCUUUCAGCUUCACUUUACGAGAGGCAUCGAGGGGCUUCGCAGGCCCCAUCAUCGGCCCCAUCUUCUCUUCCACCACCGGCACAUCAAGGGUCCUCCUUAUCUGCCCAUCACCAAUAUGCCGCAGCAUCCGGAAAUCAUCAUUUUGGGCCAGGGGCAGCCGGAUUGAAUAUGGCGCCUGCCUUUGGCGAUUUCCAACCGCCUCCUCCUCACCCGCACCAUCCGCUGGCCGAGCACGCGCAAUCGUCAGCUCUCUACCAGCAAUUACUGCAGCAGCAUCGCCAACAGGAAGAAUUGUUGUUGAGGAAUCCCCAUCAUCCGUCAAUGAUGCUCCAUCAACCGGGUUUGUUGGGUUCGCCCGCCGCAUACCCUCCCACUUUUUCGUCGGGUCUCAGCCUCGGACAGCAGCCCUUCCAGGGUUGGCUCUAAGAAAAGUUUAGAGUCAUCCUGAUGUCCCCAAAUUUCAUAUCUGAUAUAUAAAUUUACAUUUCUUUUUUCUCGUUUGGCUCUUACAGGCCUUCGCCAUUUAGAUGCGCUUGAAAUUGGACUAAGCUUGAACAUUGUGUUUUAUAUUAAGGAAAUUUUGUUUCGAAAACGGUUAGACCUUUACAGUUCGUGAAAGCCAAUCAAUCAGACAUUUUUGUUUGUUUGUUUUUUUUUUCCUGUUUGAAAUCGAUAAAAGUAAUCGGAAAUUUGCUAGUUGAUAAACACAUCGGUUGAUUGUUUUAUUUUUAAAAUCACCACCCGCCUGAAAGGUAAAUGUUGAGUGUCGUCGAGUUAUGUGUUAUAUCGGCCAUCGUUCGCAUGUUGGCACUUUCUCCCGUGUUUUGUAAAUAGGUGUGACGCUGUUGACUAUCGAAGGAUGGAAGUGAUGGUGAAAAUAGACAAAGAGAAUUUCCCCCCUUUUUUUCAUUUCUUCGAAGAUUCAUUU